Messenger RNA from Myripristis murdjan (pinecone soldierfish), 4037 nucleotides. It is a transcript of the gene dlc, whose product is annotated as deltaC. Lineage: Eukaryota; Metazoa; Chordata; Actinopteri; Holocentriformes; Holocentridae. Gene Ontology annotation, cellular component: membrane. The record is from RefSeq and is a predicted model, not a curated record. Gene Ontology annotation, molecular function: calcium ion binding. The transcript has 10 exons. Gene Ontology annotation, biological process: multicellular organism development; cell communication; Notch signaling pathway. Bases 282 to 2345 code for a protein of 687 amino acids.
AUAGUCCAACCACCAGCAAGCUCUCCGAGCUAAAGGAUUUUAUUCAUUUCUUGUUUUUUUUUUUCUCCCUUUUUUCUUUUGCGAUUUUAUCCAUACACAACACUACCUGGCCUGUCCAGCUCGCAGCCUAGUCUCUUUCUAGAAAUUCUACUUUUUUCUCUUUUACCCCGGAUCAUUAUCAUUAUUUUUCAUUUCCACUUCGUUUUUGGAGCCGUUUGGAUUUAACUUAGGUCUUUUUUGCGGAUUUCCAGCCUGCUUGUGGCAGCAGACCGGGACGCACCAUGGCGCAUUUGAUAUUAACGUGUCUUUUACUGAUGAUAUGGGCCCAGACGGCCCUCUCUUUUGGGGUUUUUGAGUUGAAGGUCGACUCUUUCAGCAGCGCCCGCAGUGUGUGCGGCGGCAGAACGUCGUCGCCGGACUGCCAGAUCUUUUUCCGUGUGUGUCUAAAACACUGGCAGAACGUCAGCCCCGAGCCUCCGUGCACGUACGGCACCGAGCUCUCCGAGCUUUUCGACGCGGACUCCAACUCCAUCUCCAGCAGCGCGCCCAUCAGGGUGCCUUUCUCCUUCGAGUGGCCGGGGAAUUUCUCUCUGAUUAUUGAAGCCUGGAAUGCGGAGUCUUCAGGGAAAGAAUCCACAGGGAACCAGAACAACCUGAUCAGCCGCCUGGCGACCCGCCGCAGGCUCACUGUGGGGGAGGGCUGGUGGCAGGACGUGCACUUCGGCGACGGGAACGAGCUCCGCUACUCGUACCACGUGGUCUGCGACGAGCACUACCACGGCCAGGACUGCCAUACCUACUGCCGGCCCCGGGACGACCCCUUCGGCCACUACACCUGCAACUCGGCCGGGGAGCGCGUCUGCCUGCCCGGCUGGAAGGGCGACUACUGCACCGACCCCAUCUGUGCAGCGGGGUGCAGCGACCAGAAUGGCUACUGCGAGUCUCCAGGGAAGUGUGUGUGCCGGCUAGGCUGGCAGGGCGAGCUGUGCGACGAGUGUGUGGUGCACCAUGGCUGCCUGCACGGCACCUGCCAGCAGCCCUGGCAGUGCAACUGCAAGGAGGGCUGGGGAGGCCUGUUCUGUGACCAAGACUUGAACUACUGUACCAACCACAAGCCAUGCCAGAACAAUGCCACAUGCGCCAACACAGGCCAGGACAGCUACAUCUGUACCUGCCGACCCGGAUACAGUGGCAAGAACUGUGAGAUCGAGACCAACGAGUGUGACAGUAACCCCUGCAAGAAUGGAGGCAGCUGCAACGACAUGGAGAACGACUACUCGUGCUCGUGUCCCCAAGGGUUCUAUGGGAAGAACUGUGAGAUCAGCGCCAUGAAGUGCGCAGACGGGCCUUGUUUCAAUGGAGGCACCUGCGUGGAGAAGAGCACCGGUGGCUACAGCUGUCGAUGCCCACCGGGCUUCAUGGGCUCCAACUGCGAGAAGAAGAUUGACAGAUGUAGCAGCGACCCCUGUGCUAACGGCGGUCAGUGUUUGGAUCUCGGGCAUCGGGUCAUGUGUCGCUGUCGUCCGGGUUUCACCGGCGCCCGCUGCGAGACAAACAUCGACGACUGCGCCCGUAAUCCCUGCCACAACGGCGGCACCUGCACCGACGGCAUCAACGACUUCACCUGCACGUGCACGCUCGGCUUCACCAGCAAGGACUGCUCGGUGCGCGCCGACGCCUGCUCCCUGUUCCCGUGCGACAACGGCGGCACGUGCUACACCCACUUCACCGGGCCCGUGUGCCAGUGCCUGCCGGGCUUCAUGGGCGCCCGCUGCGAAUACCCCAUCCUCGCCACCAAGCCGCCGCGGCCCAGCAAACCGGGCCCGAAGGAUGACGGCUUCCCCGCCGUGCUCGCUGUGUCCUUUGCACUCGGCCUGGUGACGCUGACGCUGCUGGUGUGCGCCGCCAUCUUCGUCCUGCGUCAGCUCCGCCGCAGCAGGAACCUGAUGGCCGCCGCCUCCUCGGUGAAGAACGACCUGGAGACGGUGAACAAUCGCAACGCUGUGAUCGGCGGGGGUGGAGCCAACAGCGGGGGCUUACCGCCACUGGGCAGCCUGCGCGAGAAGGAGGCCUUCCUCAUCCCUGGCGGACACUUCAAAGUAUCCAAUAAGGACGCAGCGCUGGCAGACAGGGGCGGGGACAAGACGGCCAUGUACAAGAACAAAAUGGCCGACUACAACCUGGCAAAAGAGGAGGAUCGCCUGGGCAAGAACAAGUUUGACCUUAAAAAGUGUGACUCGUCCAUCAUGGUUCCUCCUCUCAGUUUCCCUAAAGACAGUUUGUACCACCCAGUGUUCAUCAUCCCUGAGCAGAUGGAGCAGUGUGUGUUCGCUACUGAGGUAUAACCUCCAGUUUUGAGACCGGCAGAGGAGCAGAAGAUGUUUGAAUCUCCGCAAGGCCUCCAGCUGAAGGCCUGACCCGUUUACAAUCUGCCAAGGACAAUUCUUCCCAGAUGAUUUAUUCUACACAUGUAUAUUAUUUAAUAUUUAUUACUGCUGCUCAACGGAGAGGAACAAGAUAGGACUUGGUCAUCUUUUUUUGUUCUUUUUUUCCUUUUGGUCUGAUGACAAUGACUCUGAAAAGGAAAUGAGGCGUGGAGAGAAGAGGAAAGACCGAAUUUCCAGCAUCAUUUGCACUAUUUAUCUUUUUAAAAAUUUUCUUAAAUUUUAAUAUAAUUUUGCUGUCUUUAUAUCUAACUUAUCUUUGGAUCAAACAUGAAUGAGAGGAAGAAAAAUGAGGAUUUCCCAACCAAUCAGAAAGACCGGUGCCUUAGAAACAAUCCCUAAAUGACAUUGCAACCGUGUACUUUACAAUCCAAUAAUCAGAUAUCAAUCAAUUCAUGAGAGGACCUGCUCACAGGAGAGGGAGACGAGGAAGCAGUGAUGCCAUGACCAUUUUCUGGUUUUUGGUACAUCAUUUUUGUGGAAAACAUUCUGAACUCUCACUCAAAUAAUAAUAAUAAUAAAAACAAGAUUGUAUUUUUUUCUGGCUGAAAGCUAAAGUGGACACUGAAAACCACGGUGUCAGUUUGCGUCGUACGAGAUGCAAGUGACUUGUUGUGAUAAAUGUUCACUCCAUCCAUUUUAUUUUGGUUUCUGUGGAAGUAAAUCACAUUGUGGCCUGUUCAGGCAGAAUGCCGUGAGCUUUGCAAUCACUAUUCAAUCCUACUCUGAAGUGCCUCUUGUGGAAACUGCACCAGGCCUUAAAGCCAGUGAUUACUGUGCUCACUCUUAACGAGGAGGAAGUGUAUUCUAAACAGGUGAUGCAGUGGAGACGAUAAGUGUUCCUUAUUCUGGUGUUUUCCCAAAUGUUUGUGUUUAAUGAGAGGAAUGUUUCAUAAUCCGUGCCAGCAAUCACAUUUGUAAUCCAUUAUGAAUUCCGUCCUUGUGAAAGCUUCCAUUCACAGUUGAAUUACACACCUUUGCUGGUAAUUCUCCAACUCCAUUAAUGAUCAGCUGCACCUGUAUGGUCUUAAUCCCAAUCCAAUCCCAGGCUUAACAAAGCAGAGAGAUGGUGUACGACUGAUUCUCUGCUGCUUGGCAACAAUCAGCUGUUUUAUGUUUUCUGUCUCAUGAAUUGAGGAUUUACUCACAAAACAGCUGAAGCUGUAGUUUUAAGAUGUAAAGAAAGGCAUUGUUUUGCCUGGAUGGAUGGGGGUUUUUCAGGAACCAUCUGUUUUGUUCUUUUUUUUUUUUUUUUGUCUUUUUCAUGCUGGCAACUCUACCUGCUCUUCCACUGCUUUAGAGUUUUUAGAAUCUAUUUUUUCUACAAAAAAAAGACAAAAAAAAAAAAAAAAAGACAAAAAAAAAACAAAGUCUUAACUGAACCAGACAGAUGAUUCAGGAAGGUUUUAUUAUUAUUAUUAUUUUUAUUGCUGCCUUUAUAAACAACUGCUAUCAUAGCAAAUGAACACAGAGAAGCACCCGGUGUUGUACAGCAACAUUCCCAAGACUCAACAUGAAGCUUUGAGUUGCAGAGAAACUUUGAUGCACAGCUGUUUGAGUCUGAACACUGUAUUAAACUUCAGCUCUGGGUGU